Messenger RNA from Rhopilema esculentum, 3289 nucleotides. Its product is annotated as sulfhydryl oxidase 1. Gene Ontology annotation, cellular component: Golgi membrane. Gene Ontology annotation, molecular function: protein disulfide isomerase activity; flavin-dependent sulfhydryl oxidase activity. Gene Ontology annotation, biological process: protein folding. The record is from RefSeq and is a predicted model, not a curated record. Lineage: Eukaryota; Metazoa; Cnidaria; Scyphozoa; Rhizostomeae; Rhizostomatidae.
UAUAGGUUCAAGUGGCCUGGGUCUGGGUGAUAAUUUACCAGCAACAAAUAUGGCGGCCGACACCACGAUCUUCCUUGUAACAUUCUUCCUUGGCUGUUUCUGUUUCCAUGGAAUUGAUGCAAGUCUUUAUUCAAAAGAUGAUCCAAUGGAAAUAUUUGAUAACUCAACGAUAAAAAGUCACAUAUACAACAGUAAUUAUGUUUGGAUUGUCGAGUUUUAUUCAAGUUGGUGCGGGCAUUGUCAUGCGUUUGCUCCUACCUGGAAAAGGUUCUCCCGACAAAUUCAGUCCUGGGAUCAUGUUGUUAGAGCUGGUGUCAUUGACUGUGCUGAAGAUAAAAACCUGGAUACCUGUAGAUCAUAUGAAAUCCAGUCAUUUCCAACAGUUAAACUUUUUGGUGCCAACUUGAAGAACAAGUCUGAUGUUGGAAUUAAUUUCAAAGGACAAAAAACGGUACGAAAAAUUCGACACUGGUUGGUAGAAUUCGUGGAAAAGCAAGACACAUUCAAUGAUGUCUUAGAUUUCUCACCAGCCGAUCUUCAUGUCAUCGAAAGUUUUACAUCAAAACGAUCAGAAACGAAGAAACCAAAUGCGAAGCUUCUUGUUCUAAUUUUUGAAGAGAAGGACUCCUUCAUCGGAAGAGAGCUUAUUCUCGAGACAACCAAUUGCAAAAAGCUGAAAGUAAAACGCGUUUUGGAGACACAGACUGAUUUGGCUGAGAAAUUCAAUGUGGAGGAGUAUCCAUCAAUGAUUAUUGUUGAUCAGAAAGGGUCGUUCAAAGAAGUCAGCGGAGAGAACAAGACGAGGAAAGGUUAUUUGGCUGCCUUGAAUAGAAUUGAGCCGUUAUCUCAAGAUCUCUCUCAGACCAUAAAGAAACCCAAGAAGACGAAAGGCCUAGCUGCGAAUUCCGGUGGUGACAAUUAUACGACCGAUGUGUUUAUGACUGACCUUGUUAGUAGCAUAAGCUUUUCAUUGCGAAGAGAAGUGCCAAAAAUUAGAGUCAUCAAAGGCGAAGCCCUGAAUGCCUUGAAGAACUGGGUGAAUCUCUUAAUGCAGUGCACCCCCGCAGAGGCAUUUCUGUCGAGGUACUUGGCUGGACUUGACAAAUGGCUCAAGCGUCCAGCUCACCAGAGCUCGGUGACUUCGGGUGAAUGGCUGCAAUAUAUGGAUGAGCAACAGAAAUUCGACUCUUAUUUGCCAGUUGAAGUAGAAUGGCGUGGUUGCCAAGGUAGCAAACCUCAUUAUCGUGGGUUCCCGUGCUCACUUUGGGUCUUAUUUCACACAAUGACUGUGCAUUGCGGCACCAAGCCAAAGCCUGAUUUGACUGGGCUUGAAAUUCUCCGAAGAAUCCGUGGUUUCAUUGACUACUUCUUCGGAUGCAGAUACUGCAGAAACCAUUUCGUUGCCAUGGCAUCAAAUCUUGAUAACGAGGUAAAAUCAAACGAUGAUGCUAUUUUGUGGCUUUGGGAGCGGCACAAUAGAGUGAAUGCACGUCUGGCUAGUGACCUUAGUUCGGACCCACAGCAUCCAAAAAUCCAGUUCCCAUGGGAGGAAAUUUGCAAAGAAUGCCGGUCUGGGGCCCGAAAGAACAAUACCAUUGUCACAUCCCCAGGAUAUGGUAUUAGUGACAUGAAGUGGAACAGACGUAUGAUGUUAGAAUUCUUAAAAAAACAUUAUGGACCAGAUAACAUACGGCUCAAAGACAAAAACCCAUUUGCGGAUGGAGAAAACGAAGAAUCAGACACUGAAUUCGUAAGAUUUGCCUGUCCUGAACUCCCCGAAGGCGAACAUCCUGGACGGGAAGACAGUAGCUCUAAUAACAAUGACGUCAUUGACAGAUCACAUGAAGCUAACCCCGGCUUAAGUGCCGUAGGCGAAAAAGACGUUAGCGGUUGACAUGACAGAACAGCUACAUGCACGCAAGACAACACAUUCUUACUACAACAUUAGUAGAAUCUCACGGAUUUAGAUCGUACACAUAUUGAACUCAAGUGAACUAUGACACCAACUGAAUACUUUCACACCUUUGAACUAUGACACCAUUUUAUUCCAACUUAGCUAAACGCCGGAAAUCAAAAGUUUAAAAAAACGAAAUGAGACAUUUCGCCAAAAUUUUGAUCACCAAAAUAAAGCCAAAAUACUGUGCAAGUGUCAAAAUAUUUGAAGAUAAGAAUAUCAUACUUACAGAUAUACAUAAUGCAUAUCAAAAGUUGAAAUGAAUUGCUGAUAGAUCAAAUUCGUAAAUUCUAAUAUUCAUUAUCGAAUAUUGAAGCAGGCUCACAUUACCAAUCUGUUACCAAAUUCUCCCUAAUGGAGUUGCAUUUCCGAGAAAGUGAUUGCUUAUUAGAAAUGUAUCAUUUCUUAAAAAGCAUUUAUAGAUUAGUCUUCGUAGCUCUGCUAUUAGUCCCCUUCUGCUUGCGAUAUCUGAAGUUAAAAAUGUAAGAUUUUUAAGCAAAAUAAAGAAGGGCUAUUUGUACAAAUGAAACAUUAAAUUUUGUGCUCUUUGGUUUGUUCAUAUCGGUCCCAUGAACUACCCGAAAGCCACCCGGUUUUUUCCAAAGGUUUUUACUCUGAAGUAAGGUCUGUCGUCAUUUUGUGAGCGUAGUCAUGUCGUGUUCGACACAGUAGCUCUCUUAAAAAAUCACGUCAGACAGAUGAUAGAAUGUAGAGGAUUUUCAAUCAGUUGAAAUCUUAUAUAAAGUCCUCAAAAUAUUAUUUUGAAAAUAGCGUGGAAAGCGGCAACAGGUCAUGAUGAAGAGCUUUUUAGAGCCAACCCUCUUCAGAGUGUCAAAGCUGGAAAAUGACCGAGGAUAAGCUAAGUGUAUAUUAAGGUACGGAUCCAAAGUAACAACAGAAGCAGUAUGGCGCGUUUAAUAGGUUUCUUGUUUUUAACCAAUCAGCAUCACAAUCGCUAACUCCUCACUUGGUUGGAGAGCCCAAGAGAAGUCUAUUCGUGGCCUACAUAACUUCGAUUUUCAUAAUUUGAUUGGGGGACUCCUGCUUCCUUCAAGCAAUCUUAAGAAGUCAUUCUCACUCACUGCAUUCAACUAACUACAGUUAAUAAGGUGGCACCUUCUAAGCCUUUUUCAAUCUCCAACGCUUUAAGCAGCCUUUCCACUAACCGGGGUUAAAACAAAAACGGGUUAAAAUGAAUCCGUUUUCAAAAUGAGCCAAUGGAACGUUUUCAAAAUAAGCAACAAUUUGCUUUAAGCUCGUUUCAAUCCCUUCUGGACCGUUUCCACUACGCCGGGUUAAAUGUAUUCGGGCUUGGUAGAGCAGAUUUAGAUAAUC